UUCACCAAGAAGAAGCAAAACUUGCCCAAGCGAGCAACUACUUGGCGGUGAAUUUGUACAAACUACUCGCUGAAGAGAAGCACAAUAUCUUGUUUUCCCCUUUCAGUAUCUCCACUGGAUUUGCCAUGCUCUUUUGCGGAUCAAGGAACAAGACUGCUGCAGAAAUGAGAUCUGUUUUGGGAUAUGAUCAUGCCAGUUUAGAGGAUGGGAACAUUUCAGCAGCGUUUGGUAAAUUGGUAUCUUCUUUUGAGAAGUCCUCUGUGGGUUGUGUUCUAGCAAUGGCCAAUUCCUUGAUGAGUCAAGAAGAUUUUAAAGUUAAAGAGGAUUACAAGUCGAUUCUCACGAAAUCAUUCCAAGCCACGCUGUUUGAAGUUAAUUUUCAGAAAGAAACCGAGAAAGUUCUCAACCUAAUAAACGGAUGGGCAAAAGAAAAGACUAAUGGCAAGAUCACCAGCAUGUUGGAUACCAUUAGAACAUCAACGGUGUUGAUUCUUUUAAAUGCUGUGUACUUCAAAGGAAAAUGGCAGCACAAGUUUCAAGAAAAGAGAACUUACCUCCAGCGCUUCUACAACAACGGCAUUGAAAAUCAAGCUAAGCAAGUCCACAUGAUGCACCUGAGAGAAAGUUUUCCUUACGUAGAAAAAGAAACUUUCCAAGCAUUGCAAUUACCUUAUAAAGGGGGAGAAAUUUCAAUGAUGGUACUUCUCCCAAAUUCCAGAAACGGCAUCGAAGAUUUAGAAUCGAAACUGACUCCCAGUCUCUUGCAAAGCUUGAAGCAAAGGAUGUGCGAUACUGAAGUCGAUGUAGCUCUCCCUAAAUUUAAAUUUGAAUAUUCGAAAGACUUGAAGGAAUAUUUCAAGCGAUUGGGAUUGAGUGAAACAUUUCAGAUUGGAGCUGACUUCGGUGGUAUCAACGAAUCGAAACAACUUGUUCUUUCUGAGGUUGUGCACAAGGCUGUUCUGGAAAUAAAUGAGGAAGGCAGCGAGGCUGCUGCAGUUACACGUCAUGAUGUUGAUCAAGUCUGUGAUUUUAUGUGCCCCCAGUUUAUUGUCGAUCAUCCAUUUCUUUUCGUCAUACAUAAUGUGAGAAACAAUAUAAUUCUUUUCAUGGGCAGAGUUAAUGAACUCGGUCGUCAGAUUUCCCAAGAAGAUCUAGUAGUCACUGAAGCAAACAACUAUUUGGCUGUUAAUUUGUACAGAUUGCUUGCCAACGAAAAGCAGAACGUGUUUUUUUCACCCAUCAGUGUUUCUGCUGCUAUGGCCAUGCUAUUUUGCGGUGCCAAAAACGAGACAGCUGCAGAAAUGAGAUCUGUUUUGGGAUACGAGCACGCCAAUAUCGAGGAUGAGACCAUUUCAACGUUAUUAAGCAACAUUCUAUCGUCCAUUGAAGAUGGUUCGGAGCAUUAUACCCUGACAAUGGCCAACUGCUUGCUGAGUAAUUCAGAUUUCAAGGUUAAAAAUGAGUUUAAAUCCUUGCUUUGUAACUCAUUUAAGGCCAAGAUAGCAGAAGUUGAUUUCCAGAACGAAAAAGAAGUUCUAGACGAGAUCAACAGAUGGGUCAACGAAAAAACUUCUGGCAAAAUUUCGAGCUUGUUGGACUCGCUUGAUCCAAUGACCGUCAUGGUUCUUCUUAAUGCAGUUUAUUUCAAAGGCAACUGGUUGCAUGAAUUUCCAAAGGAAUCAACUGAUCUCCAAUGCUUCUACAACCACGGUGAGAAGAACGACGCCAAAGAAGUAAAUAUGAUGCAUUUGAAAGCUAAAUUUUCUUACACAGAAAACGAAUCUUACAAAGCUCUGCAACUACCAUAUUUAGGAAAUGAAAUUGCCAUGGUGGUCCUGUUGCCUAACGCCAUGGAUGGCUUGGAAAGUUUGGAGCGUGAGUUGACACCAAGUAUGCUCAACGAUUUGAAACGGAAAAUGCGCAGUACCAAAGUCGAAGUAGCUUUGCCUAAAUUCAAACUGGAGUAUUUGAAACCCCUAACAGAGUACUUUCAGAAACUGGGUUUGAAUAAAGUAUUUCAGUGUGGUGCCGAUCUCGGUAAUAUUAACGACUCCAAGAACCUUUUAGUUUCUGAAAUAAUGCAUAAAGCUGUUCUCGAUGUAAAUGAAGAGGGAAGUGAAGCUGCUGCUGUUACCGCAGUUGUUGUCGUUGGUUACUCAUUAUCAUUCGACCCUGAAUUUAUUGCAGAUCAUCCCUUCAUUUUUGUUAUAUAUAAUACCAAAACAAAUCUCAUUCUUUUCAUGGGCAAAGUCGAAGAGUUAUAAUCUUGGAAGAAACUGACUUUCAAACUCUAUAUUGGAUU
Uloborus diversus is the source of this 2302-nucleotide messenger RNA. RefSeq names its product intracellular coagulation inhibitor 2-like. NCBI's taxonomy places the organism in Eukaryota, Metazoa, Arthropoda, Arachnida, Araneae, Uloboridae. The transcript is spliced from 2 exons. Gene Ontology annotation, molecular function: serine-type endopeptidase inhibitor activity. The record is from RefSeq and is a predicted model, not a curated record. The coding region runs from base 126 to 2264 and encodes 712 amino acids.